Messenger RNA from Ostreobium quekettii, 1404 nucleotides. The record is from the annotation of a GenBank genome assembly. Lineage: Eukaryota; Viridiplantae; Chlorophyta; Ulvophyceae; Bryopsidales; Ostreobiaceae.
CCAGGCUUAAAACAAGUCCGCAGAAGUACAUUACCAACAGCAAGUUCCCGGAACCAUAAGACCUGUUGGGUGACGGGAACAAGGGCAGGCGCCUGGACGAGGCACCUGAGGGGUUUGCUUCCCGGCCAGUCAGCGCCAGUUUCAUGGCUUCCUGGGGCGUGCCCAACGGGUGACCGCCUCCUAGCUGCAUUGGCGAAAAAGGGGCCCAAUCGUCAAGUACCUGAGCGUGGCUCUGAGAGAACAAGAAUGGCGCUGGAUGCACAGCGCGAAAACAUCUCGACGCAACCAGGGUCGCGUCCCGCCCGCGUGAGAAUCGAUGGGGGCAUGCUGGAGGGUGGGGGUCAACUGCUGCGCAAUUCAUGCGCCCUGGCGGCCAUCAAGAGAGUGCCCAUUGAGGUUUUCAACAUCCGCGCAGGUCGUGCGAAACCAGGCUUGAAACCUCAGCACAAGACUGGCAUCGCCAUAAUAGCCGAUGUCUGCAAUGGCUCAGUUGAGAAUGUGCACGAUGGUUCGACCACCAUCAGGCUUGAUCCUGGCGGAAUCGUAACUGGCAGCCAUGUUGGAGACACAAAGACAGCAGGAAGCUGCACCCUCCUGGCCCAAGCCACGCUGCCUGUCCUCCUCUAUGCACAACCAACAGACAGCACGCCCAUUUCAAAGUUGGAGUUCCGUGGAGGCACAGAUGCUGCCUUGGCUCCCCCAGUUGGGUAUUUACAGCAUGUUCUUGUUCCACUGCUGAGGGCUCGUUUGGGGCUGGAAGUGGAAGUCGAACUUGUGCGACGAGGUUUCUACCCAAGAGGUGGCGGCAUCAUGAAGCUGAACGUCAAGCCCCUUGAGCUUGGUGUGCCAAUCCCACCUGUGGAUCUCACGAAUAGAGGGGAGAUAACAAUGAUAACAAUUCACGCUUUUGCGGCUGGCCGUCUUCUCAACAAGCAACAGGACAUUGCUCUAGCGGCAUUGACAGACCUUCGAAAUGCAUUAGGACCUGCUGUCAGAAUUCAGCAGCACAUCGUGGCGGAAACGCAGACCACUGCAAAGGACUCAGGGGCAGGUGCCCUGGUCAUAGCCGAAACCGACACUGGCUGCAUCUUAGGCGGCACUGCUGGUGUGGAGAAGCAUCAGCCUGCCGCUGCCGCUGGCUCUCAAGCUGCUAGGGAGGUCAUUGACGCUAUUCAAUCGGGAUGCUGCGUGGACACCUGGAUGCAGGACCAGAUGAUCAUUUUCAUGGCCUUGGCAAAAGGAAAGUCACGCAUGCGUUGCACAGAGCCAACCCUACACUCCCGGACUGCAAUGGUGUUGGCAGAGAUGAUGAUUGGCUGCAAAUUCACGGUUCACAAACCCAGAGAGAAUGGCGACCAGUGUUGGGUUGUUGAAUGCCAAGGGGCAGAUCUCACUAGGUCAUAG